Molecule: messenger RNA, 3002 nt
Organism: Phyllostomus discolor (pale spear-nosed bat)
Lineage: Eukaryota; Metazoa; Chordata; Mammalia; Chiroptera; Phyllostomidae
Gene: KDSR
Product: 3-ketodihydrosphingosine reductase
Exons: 10
Coding region: 117-1115 (332 amino acids)
Biological process (GO): sphingolipid biosynthetic process
Cellular component (GO): endoplasmic reticulum membrane
Molecular function (GO): 3-dehydrosphinganine reductase activity
Source: RefSeq, a predicted model, not a curated record
CCGCCUCUUCCCCUCGGCCACCGCCCCGCCCGGAACCCAAACACCGGCUCCUGCUGCGCGCCGCGCGUGAUCGCCUGCGCCGCCGGCCCCCAGGCCCAGGCCCGGCCCGCCGAGCGAUGCUGCUGCUCGUGGCCACCUGCGUCGUGGCGUUCGUGCUGCUGCUGUACAUGCUGUCCCCGCUCAUCAGCCCCAAGCCCCUCGCGCUGCCCGGGGCGCAUGUGGUGGUCACCGGAGGCUCCAGCGGCAUCGGGAAGUGUAUCGCUAUCGAGUGCUACAAACAGGGAGCGUUCAUCACUCUGGUCGCCCGGAACGAGGACAGGCUGCUGCAAGCAAAGAAAGAAAUCGAAAAGCACUCUAUUAACGAUAAACAGGUGGUGCUCUGUAUAUCAGUCGACGUCUCCCAAGACUACAGCCAAGUGGAAAAUGUCAUAAAACAAGCGCAGGAGAAACUGGGCCCGGUGGACAUGCUCGUGAACUGUGCCGGCAUGUCGCUUUCAGGGAAGUUUGAAGACCUUGAAGUCGGGACUUUUGAAAAACUCAUGAGCGUCAACUACCUGGGCAGCGUGUACGCCAGCCGAGCGGUCAUCACCACCAUGAAGGAGCGCCGGGUGGGCAGGAUCGUCUUUCUGUCCUCCCAGGCGGGGCAGGUGGGGCUCUUCGGCUUCACCGCCUACUCUCCGUCCAAGUUCGCCAUCAGGGGCUUAGCGGAAGCGCUGCAGAUGGAGGUGAAGCCCUACAAUGUCUACGUCACGGUCGCCUACCCGCCCGACACAGACACGCCGGGGUUUGCAGAAGAAAACAAGACAAAGCCUUUGGAAACCCGCCUCAUUUCGGAGACCACGUCCAUCUGCUCCCCGGAGCAAGUGGCCAAGCAGAUCGUCAAAGACGCCAUCCAAGGGAACUUCAACAGCUCGGUGGGCUCCGACGGGUACAUGCUCUCGUCCCUCACCUGCGGGAUGGCUCCGGUCACGUCCAUCACUGAAGGGCUCCAGCAGGUGGUCACCAUGGGCCUGUUCCGCAUGCUGUCUUUGUUUUACCUGGGAAGUUUCGACAACAUCAUCCGUCGCUGCAUGGUAGAAAGAGCAAAAUACGAAACCGCAGACAAGACUGCCUAACCCUUGGGAAGAAGGAGUGUUCCUAACUCAUGCGAGCAGCUUGCUGCUGGACGGGACCCAGUCUUUGGACCACAGACGCUUGUGUGUGUUGAUUUUGAGUAUGUCAGAUGGGACCAGCGGUCUCCAGCCACCUGGCUGCGAGCGAGGGGAUGGAAGCUCAAGUGCGGACAAUGGGAUCACUGCUGUGCAAACGUGGGCCGGGAGACCGUCUGGUUCUCCGGGAGGAGAGGCGAUGACGGUGGGGCAACGGGUAGGGACGAGCAGGUCGGGAACGGGACUCCAGAGCCAUCAUUCACCUUUUCUCCAGUUGUUCUUUUCCCCGCUGGGAGGUCAAGCCCGAGGUGGACUUGGACACGGAAGACCUUGUGAGGACUUGUUAAACCUGCCAUGUCAGACGGUUUGUGGGUUUCUGAAGCCUUUUUUUCUUCUCUCUUUCAUUUCAUAUAUUUUACUCAAAAAGAGUUUUACAUGUUGUGGGUGAGUCUGAGUACGUAAUGAUGUUUCUGGACCCCUGUGCAGCUUGCUGGUGGAUGCUUGUGGGGUUCUCUUGCUCUGGGAGUUUUCCAUCAAACUCCGCGAGGAGGGGAGGUCAGUGCAGAGAGGAGAAAGGGGGUAGGUGUUUUCCGGUAGGAAAAAUCAGGCUUUCUUGUCUUCUUGAGGUUCCAGUUACUAGGGCGCUUCUCAUUUUUCACUCAGGGGGAAAGGCAGCCCCCGAAAAUGGUUUUUUUUUUUAAGAGAAAUAAAAUCUUAGAAGCUUAAACAUUUACAGUUGUCUUCACCAGCCAUGAUGAGCUGAGGUUUCAUUCCAUUGUAUCAACAGUUUAUUCCCAUCUUUUCCUUUCCAAGUUUGCUGAUACUAGUAUAGUAUUUUUUUUGUUUUUUUUUUUAAAAGACCAGUUAAAACUUUUUGACUUGACUUUUUCAAUUCAUUCAUGAAUUGAUGAAAACACACAAAAAAAUUAGAAUGUGAGACGUUCUUCUCCUCGUAUAUAUGUAACUGUUAGGAAAGGCUGGUGAUGGCAUAUUUGAAUUUCGCUCAUUAAGAGAAACCAGUUGGACAACAAGGCCGAUUUGGAAGAUACUGGUCUUUGAAAUGAAAUGACCACCGCGUUCUUUCUGUGAGUGACUCUCCCACUGGCCUGGCCGGUUCUGGAACAUUCUCUCUGAACCGCACGUGAAGGAAGCACAGUCAUCCUGCUCACAGCACGGCUCUGGCACCUCUCGGCCCUGGAGUGCUGUUUCUGGACGACAGGCUGUGUCGCCCGUUCGUGGAUUCCCGCAGUAAGUGCCUGCGGUGAGGCGCAGCCGGCAGACCCAUGUCACCCUGUCCGUGUGCACCGCCGGCUGAGGACGGCCGCCUUCAUGCUAACGCCAUGCCCCCUCCUCGCACGGUCGGAAUGCGUGUUCGGCAGCAGGUUCCAGCCCGCUUGGGCGAGACAGACCACUGCUUCUGAAGAGGAAAGUUUUUAUUGUUUUUUAAAAAAAAACUUGACAAAAGAUUGAAGACCUAAAAAUGAGAGCAGAGAGUUUCUUUCCUCUUGAGUUUUUGAUCCUCUUGACUUUAGAAUGACUUAAUUUUUUAAAAGUACGAUGUUUAACGGCUUUAAUCCAUGCGGUCUUGUUAAUCAAAAGCGGAGGGUGGCCUAUUUAAAUACUAUCGAUGGCAGGAGCAGUGAUGAUUUAAUAAUAGUGAGCUGCGUGGGGUGACCUCCGUGCGGUUGCUGGGGGCGGGGGGAGGGCCCUCAUCGGGUGGGAGUCCCAGCCUUUGGCCUCCAUCACCCGCGGACGCCACGCAGUGUCAGAAGUGUAGCAAGAGCUGUAUUUUCAUAACUCGCAGAUGACAGUUACAUUCCUCUCUGUAUUUUUCUCAACUUUAUUCUUUUCUCA